AUGGAUAACAUGAGUGAGGCAUUUGAUCAAAUGCAAAUGGUCAAGGAUAUUCUAGCCAACAGUGAUAAAGUUUCAGAGGUCCUGAAGGAGUCUACUCAUCAGUUCAACCUGCUUACUUCACCCACCUUCCUACCAAAGGUCAAGGAUCAAGGGAAAUUCACUCUCCCUUGCACACUUGGGCAUCUUGAGCUUGACAAUGCCUUAGUGGAUUCUGGAGCAAGCAUCAAUCUGAUCUCUCUCUCCAUGGCAGAGAAGCUAGGCCUUGCUGGAGCCUUGCAGCGCCCUACUACUUCAAUUAUGUUUGGAGAUGCAACUUCUAAGUCUCCUCUUGGAGUGUUCAAGAACUAUCACUUGAAAAUUGGAGAAUGCAUCAUCCAAACUGAUCUCACUGUGAUGGAAAUGGAAGAAGAGAAGGAUCUACCUCUCCUAGAGGUUCAGACUUUUGUGCCACAAUUGACAGUACCACUCUCAGUUCUAAGAAGUCAUGAAGCUACAAAGAUUGUGAAGGAAAGAAUUGACAAAGAACCAAGAGUUGGGAAGGAUAAGGUUGAGAGAGGACCAAGGAUUGAGAAGCCACGUCUUGAGAGGGCUAGAGUUGAGAAACCACGAAGGGCUCUAAAAGAAGGGGAGGAUGUAGCCUCUAAGGCAAGACCAGGGGAUAAAAGAAAAGAUCCACCAGCUCAGGCCCCUUCAUUCAAGCCAUCUCAGCUCACAAUGACUUUGUUCCCCACCAAGUUUGAAAAUGGGAAGAUUGAGUACAAGAUAAGGUACAAGGGGAGAUCAAGGCCAUUCUCUAGAGCCAAAGCCUUGGUGACUUCAGAACAAUCCAGGGACCCAACCAAGCUAAAGGAGCUUCUGUCUCAAGUCCUCACUAUCACCCUUGAUGGUGGGACUAGCUCAACCAAUGCCUAG
Microthlaspi erraticum is the source of this 912-nucleotide messenger RNA. NCBI's taxonomy places the organism in Eukaryota, Viridiplantae, Streptophyta, Magnoliopsida, Brassicales, Brassicaceae. The record is from the annotation of a GenBank genome assembly.